Molecule: messenger RNA, 1076 nt
Organism: Eucalyptus grandis
Lineage: Eukaryota; Viridiplantae; Streptophyta; Magnoliopsida; Myrtales; Myrtaceae
Product: transcription factor MYB1
Exons: 3
Coding region: 174-920 (248 amino acids)
Source: RefSeq, a predicted model, not a curated record
UAACACUUUAUACACGUAUUCGGAGAGAUGGGCCUUACUGAACUUUCAUUUCCUGCUUAUAUAUAUCGCUUUUUCAAGUGAAACUUCAUUCAACACGUGCACAUACUUUGGUGAAUUGUUUCUGCACCAAAAAAGUGAGCGCACGCAGAAGAGAGAGAGAAAGAGAGGAGACAAUGAAGGGAGCAAUAGGAGUGAGGAAAGGUGCAUGGACUGAGGAAGAGGACGUGUUGCUGAAGAAGUGCGUGGAAAAAUAUGGUGAAGGAAAUUGGCACCAAGUCCCUUGCAGAGCAGGGUUGAACAGGUGCAGGAAAAGUUGCAGGCUGAGGUGGUUGAACUAUCUGAAGCCCAACAUCAAGAGAGGGGCAUUCCAAGAGGACGAGGUUGACAUGAUCAUCAGGCUUCAUAAGCUUCUUGGUAAUCGAUGGUCACUGAUUGCGGGGAGACUUCCGGGAAGAACCGCGAACGACGUGAAAAACUAUUGGAACACCCAUGUGGCUAAAAAGGUUGAUCAUCACAAGUCGAAGGAAGACAACCACCCCGGCAAAUGCGCCACCAAAGUGAGCGUCAUCAGGCCUCGUCCUUGGACCUUCACGAAGAGCUCGGCAUGGCUCAAGGGAAAAGCCACUCUGGUGGCUUCAAGGGCUCCACCUGGUGACAACCCGGGACAAUCAUCUCCAAUACCAUCUCCAACGUUGUUGUCUCGUCAGGACAAGGAUAGCGCAUGGUGGGAAACUCUGUUCACCGACAGUGGCGCCGACGAAGAACUCCUCACCUCAGGAAGUGGCUCAGAAGAAUGGCCGGACGCGAAUUCUUGGCCUUGGGAAUCUGCCAUGGAAGAGAGACAAAAAGGUUGGAACGAGCUCUCUUUCGAUGCCAACAUUUGGGAACUUCUUGGCGUGAGUCCUCCAGCCAUUACCUAGCUAUGGCUUUGCUCAAUCUUUAUCUAGCUAUUCUACACUGCCAAAGUUGAGUUGUUUAUGUGCUAUGUAAUUCUCCAAAAUUGUGCUAUAAUUAAGCCAUUUAUUAAACUUGCAAUUGAUGCAUCUGAUUAUAGUGAGAAGCUUGUUAUAUAAGUG